AAGAGCCAGAAGUCAAGCAGGCACAAGAAGAAGAAGUUAAUAAAAGGCCCGAGGAAGAGACAAAGGAAGAGAGCCAGAGAACGAGGAGGUUGGAAGAUAAAGAUUUGAAGAUAAAGCGAGAGAGAGAGAGAGAGGAGGAGAUGAGGACCUUCCAGAGCCAGGUGAUGCGGCGAGGAGCCUCCAGCUGCCUCACGAGUCUCCUCAACGCCGCCAGCGUCUCCUUCACAGCGCUGAUGAUCCUCAGCGUGCCGCUCUGCAGAGGUGCUCCGGCAGAACUUCAUAGACCCCCCACGGAGCAGAGGAAGCUGCUCAGCCAGGUAGACGCCGUGUGCUCGUCCUACUUCUCCGCAGGCCACAAGUUCUGGGCGUCCGAUGUCCUGGGAGAACUCUGUGUGUCGAUGCUGGUUCAGAAGUCAAAGGAGCUGAUGUUGCAAGAAUUAAGUAAAAGGGCGGAGGUCCAGGGACCGGGGGGAGUCCAGAGCAGAGGCUACUUCCUCUAUCGGCCAAGAAAUGGAAGACGAUCCCUAGAAUAUCAGUAAAGAAAGAAGGCCGAGCCAGGACUGAGAGACCCCCCCUCCAGCCCCCCUCCCUCCCCGCCGCUGCUGUACAGCGACGUCUGAAUGUACAAAUAAGACCCAAAUAUUGCUCCUACGUCUACUUUACUUUGUGUCACAUCCAUGUGUGUGUGGGGGUCCUUCACAUUAAAACUGCUACAAUGUGGCCGCAAGUGCGUUUGACUUUGCUGCACGUCACUACUUUCAUCGGGAUGUUUAAACCACAUUAGAAGACAUUGACAAUGUACACCUGCUAAAUAUAAACAUACAACUUCAAAUGAUCAUAUUCAAGAUUCAUGGAAAAAAACAUUUUUCUUUUUUACGCAUGUUUACUUAAUGUGCAUAAUAAUGCAUUUAUAAAAGAAUCACAGUGAACAAGCAAAGCUGCAAAUGCAAAAAGAAACACGUUUUACACAUGAGGGAUAAUUAGGAUUUUAGAGUGACCUUUUUAUUUAAUAAAAGAUUAAAACAGUUGAAUGUCCUUGUUAAUCAAACUAGAACUGCCUUCUUUAUGAUUCACAAUAAAAGUACAUUACACACAAAUACUAUAAAUUCAUUCAAACAGAAUUUAUAUUGUAAUUUUUAUAAAAUAUUUGCAUGUACAAAUGAAUGUGUUCUUGUUAAAUUAAUAUUUGCAUGAAUAAAGUCUUCUAUACUGAAACUGUAAUUACAGUAAACAACAGUAGAUGUCACAAUUUUUCUACUGUUACUCACGUUCAAUUCUGUUCAAAUCCGUUCAGCGGUCGUCGCUCCACAUCCGUAUAUGACAACAAUGUUGUUGCAUAUUGUGUCGUGUUUUUCACCGUCUGAAUGUACGGGAAUGUGAAGAGGGAAACAGCGCCCCUCUGCCGUCGACACCGUGCUUGUGGCCAAAGGCGGCAUUGCAGCUGUGGCGGCUUCGGCUGUUGCCAUGGUGACGAGCACCGCGCAGGAAAUUGGGGAAAUGCUGAAACUGAUCUGAUGGUCAAUUGACCCAGAAGACAAGAGAACUAGUCCCUCGAACAGGGUGUCGGCUUCGGUCCGGGACACAUCGCUCGUCACCGCGUUAAAAAAAAAUACAAAAAGCGGCCAAACGGAAUAUUUUAUUUUUCCGGUGACGAGCGUCUGACCAAAGGCCCGCUGACCCACAUUCUUAUCUAACGUUAAUGUUGCACGUAAGCUAGCUAGCUAGCUAUGUUUGACAUCACAUAACACGUUAGUGGAUGUUACGUUACGGUAUGUUGUUGAAUUCACAGUGUAAAGUAAAACAACAUUUAAAAACAACAACAGCGGCGGCUGUCUAACGAGAUAAAGUCAGCGGGACCGCGACGCGCUAUGAACCCGUGUGUCGUUUAGUGGCCGCCGGGUAUCUGACGUUAGCACGCAGACGAGCUAGCCGUUAGCAUGCUAGCUGUCGGUGCCCUGGUUCGGGACGGACGGUUUCCUCAACGCGGACAUCGCGUUCUGCGGAUUCGACACCCGCGACUACCGACCACGGAAGGAGUCUUUUGGGCGACUUGGAUGCCGCUGCCAUGUGGCGGUCCACCCAGAGCGACCCAAGAACCACACCGCUCCCUUUAAGCCUGUCGUCCACUCGAUUCGCUCUGAUCAGUGACCCAGACUCCGCCUCCACCCUGGCCCCGCCCCUCACAGGACUGGCUGUAUUGACAGUAACGUACUAUCCCACCUAUUUUUAUUUAUUGAUUUUCCGUAUAAAAAAUGUUAUUACAUGUGUUUUUCUUCAUUCUGCCCAAAGCUUCAUUUACAAAUGUCUACCUCGAGGUUAAAAGACGCCUCUCCAUCACAUUGACCCUGAACAAGACACAAAAUGACUUUGAGCAUCCACCGGUGAGGCGAACGGCUCAGUCCCCGGCUUCUUUUCGUUAUUCUUUUAUAUGAACUGAGGCUGCGGUUUGGUCUGAAUGAGUCUUUUAUCUACAGUGAGGCGCAUGGCUCAUUUCACCUCGCUGAUUGUUGUAAAACUCAUUUCCUUCAAACACGAGCGGAACUAAAUAAAUACUCUUAAAGUCUUUGUUAAUCCUUCUGUUCCAACAAUCAGCCAAGCUGGAAAGAGACGUAACCAUCAAUUCAAAGUCCCGUUGGAGUUGUAUUCUUUCCUGCUUUUACUUACUGCUGUUACAGUGUUCAUUAGAGAUUCUUCUAGGAGAGGAUCCUCUGACCUGUGUUUGUUCUGCAGGGAUGACAUCAGUAUUCUUGAUGGGUUAAUGGAAGGAGAUGAAAAGGACAAAGCAAAACGAAAUCGCUGCUCAGUCCGAGUCCACCGAGAUCAGACGAGACUGGAAGCUGAUGCUGGAGCUGAACUAACAAUCUGUUUAAUACAGAUAACUCUGGAUAGGAUUAUCUACAUGUGCGCUAGAUGGAUUUUCUUGCAAUCAUGACCGACGGGAACAUAAUCUACGCCUGUGAGAGUGUGACAUCCCUGCUGGAGCACUUACCCGUGAGUAGUGCGUGCAGAGAGCCUGCGGCGCCCCCUGCUGGAGCUCAGAGACGCUUCAUGUGUUCCAGGCGGACCUGGUGGAUCAGAACCUGCUGGACUUCCCUCCCGGGGGGGUGGGGGGGGGCACUCGGACGUGUACAAGGCCCUGUCCUCCCACGUGCUGGAGGCAGAAAUACUUCUAAGUUGGCUCUAAUGUGACCAUUUUUAUCAUUUCCGUUUGUUUGUAAUUGUCAUUUUAACGUUGUUUAAAGUUGUUUUUUGCGUCUAGCGAAGAACCAGCUGGAGUUCUGUUGCCACAUGCUCCGAGGGACCAUCGACCCCGAAGAGCCCCCCGUCUACGAACACGUCAAGUUCAUCGGGAACUUCAAGGUACGGAAGCGGGGAAGCAGGACGGAAUUUAUUUGCUCGCGACAAUCCGUUUCCUUUAAACCUGCAACUGCGUCAUUUGGAAGGUGUCUGCAUUUGCUCCACAAAGAAUUAAGAUUUGAAAAUAAACUCAUGAAAAGG
Gasterosteus aculeatus aculeatus (three-spined stickleback) is the source of this 3498-nucleotide messenger RNA. RefSeq names its product neuromedin U (gene nmu). Lineage: Eukaryota; Metazoa; Chordata; Actinopteri; Perciformes; Gasterosteidae. The record is from RefSeq and is a predicted model, not a curated record. Gene Ontology annotation, biological process: regulation of smooth muscle contraction. Gene Ontology annotation, molecular function: neuromedin U receptor binding.